Messenger RNA from Thunnus maccoyii (southern bluefin tuna), 1620 nucleotides. RefSeq names its product epithelial cell adhesion molecule (gene epcam). Bases 306 to 1223 code for a protein of 305 amino acids. Gene Ontology annotation, cellular component: membrane. The transcript is spliced from 9 exons. NCBI's taxonomy places the organism in Eukaryota, Metazoa, Chordata, Actinopteri, Scombriformes, Scombridae. The record is from RefSeq and is a predicted model, not a curated record.
CAUAACUCUCUACCAGUUGGACAACAACAUCUUAAAGGAAUAUAAACUACAAUCAGCCUUACGCAGUAACUUGACUAGUGGCGCUCGUGCUGUUUUGAGUCCUUACCUUUGUGUGCGCGCGCUCGUUGAGUUUCUCUCCAAACAGGUUUGACCGGGACACACCUGUAGGAAGAAAAGGAAGCUUUGUGUGCCUCCACUCCAUUCUGUACUCCAUCUUUGACCCCUGUAGACGACGGACGGAUAGGAAACCAGCAAAGGAGGAACCUUUUUAUUCAUUCGGUUUUAGAUUUUUAUUAAUUUUCAUAAUGAAGAUUUGGAUUGCUCUCAUGCUCGCCGCCCUCGCGGUGGGAGCUUCAGCACAAAGCUGUUCAUGUCAGACUCUGAAGUGGGCCACCUGUGAUGGAAAUCCAUGUGAGUGUUCCGUCCUGGUUGAUAACAACAUGAAACAAAAGCUGGACUGCACCACAUUGAUCCCUAAGUGCUUCCUGAUGAAGGCUGAGAUGUACAGAGCAAAGAAGGGUUUGAGCACCCGUACAAUAGGAGGAAAGCCAGUGGAGACCGCAUUUGUGGACAACGAUGGCAUCUAUGACCCAGACUGUGAGAACGACGGCAAAUUCAAGGCCAAGCAGUGCAACAACACUGAGGAAUGCUGGUGCGUCAACAGUGCUGGUGCUCGUCGUACUGACAAGGGAGACAAAAACCUCAAAUGUGAGAAGCUUGUGGAGACAUACUGGGUCCGUCUUCAGCUGAAACACAAAGAAGUGAAAGGUCCAGUGGAUGCCAGCAAACUGAAGACUGCCAUUGCAGAUGCCAUUCAGAGUCGUUACAACUUCAGCAAGAACUUAGUGGAAGAAAUCCAGUAUGACCCUGAGGCCCGCCUUAUUGUGGUGGAUGUGAAGAAGGCAGUAGGGGAUCGCAAGGCUGACCUGUCCCAAAUGGCCUACUACAUGGAGAAAGAUGUGAAGGUGCUGCCUCUGUUCAAGGACCAGGUGAAGUUUGAGCCCAUGGUGGGCACCCAGAAGCUGGAGAUGGAGAACAUCUUGGUGUACUAUGUGGACGAAGAGCCCCCGACAUUCACCAUGAAGCAUCUGUCGGGUGGUAUCAUCGCCGUUAUCGUGGUGGUGGUGCUGGCUGUGGUUGCUGGCCUGCUGGUCCUGUUCUUUACCAGAAGGAGACAGCAGAAGUACAACAAAGCUCAGCAAAGAGAGAUGGAGCCCAUGUAAAGUUUUCACCGCAGUGGGACUGUAUGAAGAGACAGCUUGUACAUCAGCUUUGGAAGAACUUACUUGCAGUGGAAGUGUGCCAUUUUCACCAUUUUACUUGAGGAAUACAGAUCGUAAAGGAACAAUCAGCCUUUUUUGUUGUUGUUGUUGUUGUCAUUGGCACUACUGGUACCGCCAUUUAUUUAUAAGUUGUGUAAAGUUUUAAGCAUCAUCCAAUCUAUAUGCCAUAAAGAACUGUGCUUUUUAAAGUAUGCCUGGCACAUGCCACAUUUUUACGUUAGAAAUUGUUUAAUGGUUUAAAUUCCACAUCAUAGAUUGUACAGUUUCUUUCUUACUUACUUAUGUAUGUUUUGUUGGAUUGUUUUUAAUAAAAAAAAAAAAAAAGUUUUAAAAUGCU